This is a messenger RNA of Corylus avellana, 671 nucleotides long. RefSeq names its product BON association protein 2 (gene BAP2). Lineage: Eukaryota; Viridiplantae; Streptophyta; Magnoliopsida; Fagales; Betulaceae. Gene Ontology annotation, biological process: defense response. The record is from RefSeq and is a predicted model, not a curated record.
UCUCUCAAGCUUCCUUUUGUCUCAUAAAUUCACUCCUAUAAAGAACACUCCUUUCCGAUCUCAGUUUCCAACAAAUCCCAGGAAAUCGAUCAAACGUUUUUAUAUAUAAUUCAUACGUACGUACGCAAUAUUAAUUAGCUGUUGCUCGACAUGGAAAGCACGUCACGCACCCUCGAAGUCACGGUGAUAUCAGGCGAAAACCUACGAACCAACAGGAAACCGGUCAAGAAGAACGCUUUCGUUGUGAUCCAAACGGACUCCAACAAAGUUUGCACGACAAAGAUGGACGCCGACGGCGGGAGCUAUCCUUCGUGGAACGAAAAACUCGUGGUGGACGUGCCAAUGCACGAACGGUUUAUCACGGUGGAGGUACAAUGCAAGACGUCGGGAGGGAACAAAACUGUCGGGGUGGCAAGGAUUCCGAUCUCGGAUUUUGUCGGUGGGCAUGUUCCGCAGAGUUAUUUGCACUUUUUGAGUUACAGAUUGCGGGAUAAUAAGGGCGAGAGAAACGGGAUUAUCAAUAUUUCUGUAAAAGCCAAGGUCCCGGAAUACGCAUCCUGUUCCGGUACAGGGAUGGGUGUGCCUUUGGGGGAUAACAAUUUCGGUGGGGUUGUCACUGGGAUUCCUAUUUGGUGUACCAAUACCGGAAGAUUCUGAUGGAUUAAAAUUGU